AAAUCCAGGAUAUUAAAUACAGGAGCAGCAGCAGAUGAGGAGGAGGUUCACUGGACUCGCUCUCUCCUCCUCGUGAACUGCUGACUGUUUCCAGACGCCAACACAUGCCCUUCAUUGUGCAAUCGAGCAUCAACAAAUUAUGCACAACCGGUGACCUCUGACCCCCUUUUCCACGGAUGCUGGACUCAGCUUCCGUAACCCUAUCCUCCCACAAAGCGUCAGCAGCUUUGAUGCUACUCCUACCCCACAUUAUACUAAAAUAUCUACAUCCUGCGGUUCCCGCUCUGUCCAGGUCAGCUAUAGCUUCUGUUAGCAUUUUUAAUAUGUGGUCCAUGUCAGCAGGAGGCACCAAUGAUUAUUUCAUUGCCCUUUAUUGGGCCACUAGGGGGUGUAGUAAAAAUUAAGCAAUACAGUGUAGAAAUGCUUUGAUUCUCCUCUCAUUGGGACUCAUAUUUAAUUGUUCUACCACUCAGAUAUAUAUACACAGUGUCCAGGAGGGGUCCUCAGGAUCAAAUGUCAUUUCUUAUGUCAGUCAGUAUCAGACUCUUAUGUCUCUCAUGGGAGAAACCUAAGAAUAACUGUCACCAGUAUGAACUUGUUACUUUUAUUACAUAACAGAUAGGAAAAGUGGUCUCUAAUUAUUUCAUGACAUACAAUUAGAUAAAUUAUUGUAACACACCGCACCGUAGCUCACAAAAUAAAAUAAUUGACAGAUAACUUAUUUUCUUUUGAAAAAAAAUCCAAUAUUACAGUAUAAUGAGGCCCAAAUUAUUUUUGUUCCACAUGAGAAUUAAAUGGGAUUUACCUUUUAAUUAAACAUUAUUUAAAUCGUAAGUAUUGUAUUUUUUUAAACUACAUAAACAAAGUCAAUUGGUGUUAAUGAAUAUGUGGAAAUUCUCAUGGAAACUAUGCACUCAUUGGGAAGUGGGUGGGGGGGUCAACAACCAAGUCUGGCAACAUAAGACCUGUCGUGUGUCUCAGGUCAGCGGACGACUUAGUUCUGAUCCAUCAGUGUAAUCUAAUUUAAUUGGCCAUAGAAUAUUUAUGACGGACAUGUCAGUGUUUACCAUUAAAAAAAAGACCUUCGGUAUGUUCAUAUAAUAAGAUUGGAUGUCACUCCCUUCAAUCCAAUUCACUCUAAAUGACUACAUUUUAGUGUUGACAUUUCAGGUUUUGUGCUCACUACGACGGAUCCAUCAGCACAGCACGGAUCACCGCAUCACCCUGUCCGUCUUUCUCGCUGAAAGAAAGGAUUAAACACCCCUGAUUUAGACUUCAACUGUUUUUUUUUCUGAACCACCACAUGUGCCGCGGCCAAAUAUACUUUGUACCCUGAGUGAGUACCUCCCACUGGGGCCGGGAGAAUUCAGACACUGACCCCAUUGUGUUCAGCACCACUGAUGCAGGUGAGUGCACAGAUCCGUUAUUACUAGAUCUCUUUUUUUUUAAAUCCUCCACAAAUACAAGCCUGCACUCCGAGUCCAGAUAAUUCCAAACAGAUUUAAUGUUAAUGAGGUCCAGACACUGAUAAGCCCGAUCAACUGCUGAAAUUCAGCCCCAAACUGUCAUGGAGUCCUCUUUAUUCUUCAUCAUAACUGACCUUUUUAGUCCAAGUGAUUUAUUAGUGCAACCAACCUUGGUUAAUAACCAGCUGUAGACCAGGGGACGCUUCACAGUUCAGUCACAGAACAUCAUGCCAGUUAUUGGACUGUUAGGAAAUGCACAGCAGGAACAUGUGUUGGCAGAGGAUUGCUUGUGUUACAAAACCAUCGACAGGUUGUAUACUACAGGUCUGGUGUGACAGACAGACAGACAGAUAGAAAACACGCCGUCCUCUACAUGCUAAAGGGCAGGUAGGCAGUGGAAGGGCAGCCUCGGACUAUGUAUAGCAGAGAGCGUGUGAGAGCCUUCUCUCUGUCAUGUGUCCAAGAGUGGGCAUGACACUGGGCUGUAUGAAGGAAACAUUUUCCACAUGCUAAGGUUCUGGUUACCGCUGGUGAUGAAGUGCUUGUCCAAAGGAGUGAGGAAAACUGCAAGGAGAGUCACCAUAGCUCAGGAACACCCCGCGCCCGGAAUACCAUAUAAGACACUGUGAAACUGGAUCCUUUUAAAAAAUACUACCUGAAGCUAUGAUGACAUUUGGCUGUGGAUGUCUUUUCCUGUCUGUAGAACACGUAUUGGUGGAGCAGAUGAAGUCAUAUUUACAUUAAAGUCAAAUCAGAACUGCUGUUUUAUAGCUUUGGUCGAUGGUUUGACUCAGUCCUGAAGGCCUAACCCUUGUGUGACCUAAAAGUGAUGAACAUACCACAUGUGUCAAAUAUACAGUGUAGAAGAAUUUUAUAAUUUUUUUAAUUAUUUUAUUAAUAGGCACAAAUGAGAUCAAGGUCUGGAGUGAGGUCACACUGCGAGUGGUUUGAAUUGUGUUGAGAAACAAAAAACCGUGGCCUCCCACAGCUGGUCGCGGCUCGCCCACAUAUAACCUCUGAGGGAGAUAUUUACUGGUGUAUCUAGUUAUGAUGCAAAGGGCAAGCAGAGGUGUCACAUGACAGAUGUGCUGUGGAGAAACAGAAGAACGCUUCCUGUGGGCAAACCAAAAUAUUUAUUCCACUGUUUGGACUGCAAUUCUAGGAAAUAUUGUUAUUAUUCUUUGACUCACUGAAGGAAUCAAAUAAAAAAUGAAUAGUAAUAAUUGAAGAAGUAACUUAAUAUAUUUUCUCAUGUUGUUUUGGAUUUUUGCAAUGGUGAGCAGUGACACAGCUUAGCCUGAAAGGACCAAGCUCCUUAUGACCUUUAUGACCUUUAUACUUUUUGUCUAAAAAAUAAUUUCAAAAAAUCUAAAACUAUGUUCUGCCUUCGGUUAAAUUAAUAUUUAACCAAACUACAAAUUAAAAGUAAUAUUUGUGCACCUGUACAUAAGAAACGUAAAGACUGAAGUACUUAAGAGUUUCCUCUUGCAUGUUCCAAGACUAAAAAAAGAAAUCUGUAAACAACGUUAAAAUACAUAAUAUUAGUCUGAUGGCCUGGUACUGAGCCACUGUCAACAACAAAAGUCAAAAUAAAAUCAUGUGCUGAUGCUUUACGAUGUUGUUUUGCUGUUGUGCAACUCAACUGUCUUGUUCACGUCACCAAAACAACACGUUUCUCAGAAAAGUGACACAUUUAACCUCAGGUGACAACGUAAAUACUGUGGCUAUGUCCCAGAAAUCAACAGGACUAAGGCACUGAGCCUUCAAUACACACACUAUUAACAUUUAGACAUGAUAAUAAUCCUGGUUGUUUGUGUUUAUGUAAGAAGAUCUCUUGAAAUCAAACCCAAAGAGAACAUUUUGGCAGCAGUUUUUACGACAAAGGGGCGGGAACAGUGUCAGAGAACAUGUGCCUGGACAGAGGGAGGAGCUUCAGUGGCGGAUCUCAUUUCUAAACUGAAGUCACUGGAUGUUAAGCCCCAAAAUAGCUCUACAGAAGGUAUAUAGGGGUCCUCUUCAGCUGGUCCUGUUAGACGAUAGUCCCGUUCAACAGCAAACACACCGUGCAUUCAAAGUCAGACAGAGGAGAAAUUCACAGCAGAUGAGAAAAAGAAGAUCAUCUUCCUGAGAGAAGGGGAUUUGAACAGAGUCAAAAGAAGCACAGAGUUUGAAGAGAACUUUAAAUGAACUUUACAAUGCUAAGUGAGAAACAUUAGAGGCUGCACCAGGUUGGAUAAUUAAAGGAGACCAGGAGGACACAAAGAGGACACACAUCAAAGGAUACAGGCCAUUUGUUUGGGGAUUUCUUUAUUUUUCUGGAUUUCUCACUUCCCUCCUCUUGAGCUGACGGCAGAGGAGGAGGAACUGCAGUGAUGAAGUUCAACUAUCAUGUACCAGCGUCCACGUACACACGCACAUCACAUUACACACCAACGUACCAAACACCUUCACAGUACACCCCAUCACAGUACACACCAACACAGUACAAGUCGUCAUAUACCUCACCCACAAAGUACAGCUCAACGCAGUACACUCCGUCACAAUACACUUCCACUUCUUACAAAAGUUCACCCACCUACAUCCCCUCGUACAGCUCAGAACCACGGUACACUGCGUCACGCCGUGCACAAGCGAAGAUAACCCCCACACCUGUAAAAAGGGCUGUGCACUUCCCCAAUGACAUCAUCUUUCAGGAUAACGUAAGGCGAGGAGAUUUGGAGCAGAUUGGCCGCUUCAUGAGAGCAAGAAAAGUUCGUGUGGAUACUAUUUUUCUCUCAGGCAUGGCAGCACUACAUGAGGCUGUGCUAACAGGGAACCUGGAGGUGGUGAAACUCCUGGUGAAAUAUGGCGCUGAUGUACAUCAGAGAGAUGAAGAUGGCUGGACACCACUUCACAUGGCCUGCAGUGAUGGGUACCCAGAAAUUGCAAGGUAUCUGCUGGCAAUGGGAGCCAGCACAGAGGCACAGAACGAAAGCGGAGAAAAGCCAUCGGACCUCAUUGACCCAGACUGUAAAGAGCUGACCAAACUGUUUGAGACUGGCUGUGUGUGACUUACAGGCCCCCCUGUGGACAGUUUGCUCGUAGCACCAAUCCUGUUAAAACUGGAUGAUUAUUCUCCACUGUGUGAACGUAUGUUUUUCUUUUUCAUAAUGCCAGUGUCUAUGAUAUAAUGA
Messenger RNA from Cynoglossus semilaevis (tongue sole), 4639 nucleotides. RefSeq names its product protein phosphatase 1, regulatory subunit 27a (gene ppp1r27a). The transcript is spliced from 3 exons. Lineage: Eukaryota; Metazoa; Chordata; Actinopteri; Pleuronectiformes; Cynoglossidae. The record is from RefSeq and is a predicted model, not a curated record. The coding region runs from base 3839 to 4516 and encodes 225 amino acids. Gene Ontology annotation, molecular function: phosphatase binding.